AUGUGCGUCACGCUUAUGCUACCGUCUUCGCGCCACUCGAACCGGUCACUGUGGCGUCGAACCUCGUUCUCAACCUUCCUUCGUGCCACCUCUUCGGUGUCCUCGUCGGUGACCUCUUGGCCGUAAGCCCCGCGAACGCUCGUGCCUGUGUUGGGGACAAGCGGGUUGAUUGUGUAGCGGUAGACGUAUCUGACAUCAUUGGUGAGAAGCUCCGAGAAGAAUCUGGGUUUCUGACGAGAAAGCCCAUGGGCAAUGUAAUGUAGAUGGCUGAAGUGAUCGGAGUUGCGCCACCUGAACCGAGUCAACGACGGUCGAGCUUUAUGAUGGCAUGCUUGAGCUGCAGAACUUGACAUCGCCGCGUUUAACGCACCUGGACUAUGGAACGCGAUGAACUCGGUGGGUGCGGGCGGCCAGCAAUCGCCGUACCUGGCCAUGGGCGGCAACGCCGUUCUCUUCUCGUUGAUGACCAUCACCCGGCUCGUCGGCAGCAUCGUCGCCAACCGGUUCGGGUUGAGGGCGACAUUCGUGUUCGGCACCGUCGGCUACGUCGUCUGCUCGGCAGCUCUGUACACCAACAACCGCCACGGCAACGGGUGGUUCGUGUACCUCGGCUCGGCGGCCUGCGGCAUCGCGGCGGGGCUUUUCUGGGCCGCGGACGGGGCGGACAUGCUCAGCUACCCCGAGCCGGAGGACCGGGGCAAGUACUUGGCCUACUGGCUCUGCGACCGAAACAGCGGCGGCAUCCUGGGCGGCAUCGCCAAUCUCGCCUUCAAAUACCAGGGCCGGCCGGCGUACGGGAAAGCUCUAUUGGAGGACGUACAUCGUCUUCGUUGUGCUGCGUAGGUCCGGGCCCGAGCUUCCGUCCCAACCAACUUUGUCGAUCCCGUCAAUGACAAACGGUCCCUCCUCCCCUCCUCCCCCCGUCCGAGACAACAUGAGACGGUGCUAAACUAACCUAACUUUGAUCAAGAAUGUCUCGGGCCGCUUGUUGCUCUGCUCCUUUCCCCGCCGGAAAAGGUCGUCCGCCGGAACGGCACCCGCGUCCAGAUCGUCGAGCGCAUCUCUGACUCGGCUGAACUUAGAUAACUAGGAUAUCUCAUGCUCCGCAAGGAGUUCCUCCUGGUGUAAGUCCCGUUUGGGCUGGGCGUGUCGCUGAUAACCAAGAGCCU
Molecule: messenger RNA, 1169 nt
Organism: Colletotrichum navitas
Lineage: Eukaryota; Fungi; Ascomycota; Sordariomycetes; Glomerellales; Glomerellaceae
Exons: 2
Coding region: 388-843 (151 amino acids)
Biological process (GO): transmembrane transport
Molecular function (GO): transmembrane transporter activity
Source: RefSeq, a predicted model, not a curated record